GCAUGACCUCCAUCACAUCUGCAUUUCUUCUUCUUCUCCUCUUUGUGGCAGUUGCCUGCCGAUCAGUUCCAUGCCUGGACGGAUGUACGUGUGAAUUGUCAGAACAUGAUCCAGUGAUCAGAUGUGAUGGCGUUGGUCUCAAUCGUUUCCCAUUGCCCCAUUCAUCACCACUUCGCGGUUUCCAUUUCCUGGCACUCACUUGCAAUGACAUUGACACAAUUCCGGCGAUUAGCAUGAUCAAAGCAUCAUUCCCAGAUCUUCAGGGAAUUGAUGUGCAGGGAAAUACUCGGUUGAAUUGCUCCGAUUUGGUGCAUUUGCACAAGGAUAUUCCAGUUUUGUCGGAUUGUGAUAAUGAGAAGCCGUUGCAGUGUGAUAAUCUUGAUAAGAACUGUGACUGGAAGUGCCGUACACUGACAAAACUCAAAGAAAUGUGGGCUCAAUUCAAGGAUCUUGUCAACCGAAAAGCCAAAGAAUGGCAAGCUGAGGAGACGAUCGAGGCGGCGAAAAGCUGGUUCAGUGCUCAAUUCAAAAAGUUCAAAAUCGCGAUUGGCGAGCUCUCCGACUAAUUUUUAAUUGAAAAAUUGUACAUAUUUUCCUAUAACCCUUCCUUCCCAAAUUUCUCUUUCCCCAUUGGCCAAAACGAUUCGCAUAAUUUGAAAAUUGUUGUAUCUCAUUGUUCUCCCCCAGCCCUUACUUAAGAGAUUACGGUAAAAAACAGUAUUCACAUAAAUUUCUAUGAAUAAAAAACUCAUU
This is a messenger RNA of Caenorhabditis elegans, 753 nucleotides long. It is a transcript of the gene lron-10, whose product is annotated as eLRR (extracellular Leucine-Rich Repeat) ONly. The coding region runs from base 3 to 566 and encodes 187 amino acids. The transcript is spliced from 3 exons. The record is from RefSeq and is marked reviewed. Lineage: Eukaryota; Metazoa; Nematoda; Chromadorea; Rhabditida; Rhabditidae.